Drosophila elegans is the source of this 728-nucleotide messenger RNA. RefSeq names its product V-type proton ATPase 16 kDa proteolipid subunit (gene Vha16-5). The record is from RefSeq and is a predicted model, not a curated record. Gene Ontology annotation, biological process: proton transmembrane transport. Gene Ontology annotation, molecular function: proton-transporting ATPase activity, rotational mechanism. Gene Ontology annotation, cellular component: proton-transporting V-type ATPase, V0 domain. Lineage: Eukaryota; Metazoa; Arthropoda; Insecta; Diptera; Drosophilidae. The transcript is spliced from 2 exons. Bases 88 to 663 code for a protein of 191 amino acids.
UUAUGACAAACUACUGGCUUAAUAAUUCAUUAAACAAAUCUUAGCAAUACAAAGCUUUGUGCUUAGAAAAAACAUAAAGCCUUGAAAAUGGAUGAAUUUAAUUUGGUGAGAAAUGGAACUGGGAAUCUAAACGUCAUCGGGAUCAUCGAAAGCUUAAGACUAAAGGAAUCCAUAGUUUCGCCUAAGAUGCUGGAUCGUAGUCCACCGUACUCACCAUUCUUUGGAGUGAUGGGCGUAGUUUUUUCCAGUGUGCUAACUUCGGUGGGAGCAGCCUAUGGAACUGCUGUUUCGGGAACUGGCAUCGCCGCCACAGCCGUAAUGCGUCCGGAGUUGGUCAUGAAGUCGAUAAUCCCCGUGAUAAUGGCGGGAAUCAUUGCCAUUUAUGGCCUGGUGGUGUCGGUUCUGCUCUCUGGUGAACUGAGACCGUCCCCCAAGUAUACACUCCCCACUGGAUAUGUGCACAUGGCCGCCGGACUCUCGGUGGGAUUCGCCGGACUGGCUGCCGGAUACGCCGUGGGCGAAGUGGGCGACGUGGGUGUGCGCCAUAUCGCCCAGCAGCCACGCCUCUUUAUCGGCAUGAUUCUGAUCCUCAUUUUCGCCGAGGUCCUGGGACUCUACGGCCUGAUCAUCGGUAUAUACCUGUACACGGUGAACAUCAAGUAACAAAUCCGUAAUAUCGCAGAGACAAAAGCUUAUGCUGAAACAAAAUAAAGGGAUUUUGAACAAAA